AUCCACUGUUAGCACGGCUCUUCACGCCGUCCCUUAGUAUCAGGAGCUGCCUGCAUUCAUUAUCGUCGAACGUAGUAUUCUUCAAAGAAAGGGAUUUGCUCGCGAUGGUUGAUUCCGUGUUCCGUACUCGUUCUCUUGGUACACCAGCCGAGGGUGUCAAGGAUCAAUAUGCGGAUGGCAGAGCGGCGAAGGUCUGGGAAGUCUUCAUCGGCGACAAGAAGCAACGCACGCAGAACUAUCGGGACUUCUUGGUGGGCUUGCUACGGCAGAAGAGAUGCCAACGCAUAUUAGACGUCGCCUGCGGUACUGGCGUCGACUCGGUGAUGCUUUUGGAGGAAGGCUUCGAAGUCGUCAGCGUUGAUGCAUCUGACAAGAUGCUCAAGUAUGCACUAAAAUCUAGAUGGGAACGCAGGAAGGAGCGUGCUUUCGACAAUUGGGUGAUUGAAGAGGCAAAUUGGCUGACUUUGGCUAGUGACAUUAGCCACCUCAUUGGAGAGGGUUUCGACGCCGUUAUAUGCUUGGGAAACAGUUUCGCUCACAUGCCCGAUUCUUUCGGGGAUCAAAGAGAACAGAAGCGAGCGUUCGCGAAUUUUGAGCGCUGCGUAAAGCCGGGCGGUUUACUGCUCAUUGAUCAUAGAAAUUAUGACUACAUAAUCAGAACCGGCCAAACUCCCUCAAAAUGCAUAUAUUAUAAUAGUCAGCAUAUGACGGACAUCAAGACGUCGGUGCUUUACGUAUCCGGAAAGCCAACGAUCGUAACGAUGGAUUAUAUGAUCGCUUUGGACGAGGACAGUAAAGACAACCUUGAGUCAAUCAGCGAAUUCAGGUUGUCGUAUUAUCCUCACAGAUUAACUAUUUUCCGUGACAUGCUGACCGAUGUGUUCGGUCAUGGGGCGAAACACACCAUUUACGGUGAUUUCAAGCCGCUUAAUCAGAUCGAAGAUCCUGGAUUUUACAUCCAUGUCAUGGAGAAGCAAUCUUAAAGCAAGACACCGGCAUCGGUCGACGUAACUACGUGACAUUCAUUUCUAAGUGGUGCCAUCGGUUUUUUGGGACAGUAUCAAAUGUUUCUUCGUGAAACGUCUCUUCUUGGACGAUACGUUGUACGAAUACGUUGAGUUAAUCUGUCCACGUUAAGACAUUGUAUAAAGAUCGAUAAAGGUGAAAUGUUUUUUAGCGAACAAGUGAGAAGAAGACUUGGAAUUAAAAUUAUACCUGUUGCAUACUAGAUCUUUUAUAAUUGUAAAUUUGUUGAGAAAAGCAAUGAUAAAAAUGUAUCAAUAAAGAAAUAUAUUCUUAGAUGUUUACACAUGUACAUACAUAGAUUGUCAGAAAUAUUUUAUAUUAUACAAAAAUACGAAAGAGGACGUGAAUGAUGAGAGGAUCAGCGUAUGAGAAAGAUGUAUUCCGGAAUGACAUAUAAACGAGAGUAUAAGUUUCAA
Ooceraea biroi (clonal raider ant) is the source of this 1442-nucleotide messenger RNA. It is a transcript of the gene Gnmt, whose product is annotated as Glycine N-methyltransferase. NCBI's taxonomy places the organism in Eukaryota, Metazoa, Arthropoda, Insecta, Hymenoptera, Formicidae. Gene Ontology annotation, biological process: one-carbon metabolic process; S-adenosylmethionine metabolic process; protein homotetramerization. Gene Ontology annotation, molecular function: identical protein binding; glycine binding; glycine N-methyltransferase activity. Gene Ontology annotation, cellular component: cytosol. The record is from RefSeq and is a predicted model, not a curated record.